ACUCAUCAAAACACACUUAUCUUUGUUGAUUUUAUGAUGAUAACAGCAAUCUUUUGCUAUGUAGCAAUAAUUGCAUCAAUAUUUUGCUACUUAUUAUAUUAUUUUUUCCAUAGGAGAUUAUCUUGCAAGAGUCCUCUCCUAAUAGAUUGGCCUGUCCUUGGAAUGUUACCACAAUUAUUGUGGAAUUUGUAUCGGAUCCAUGAUUUCUUAGUUGAUAUUUUGAGACAACAUGGGAGAACCGGUGAAUUCAUGGGACCUUGGUUCACCAAAAUGAACUAUAUGAUCACUAGUGACCCCAUGAAUGUUCAUCACAUAAUGAGCAAGAGUUUCGAUAACUAUGUCAAGGGCCCUGAAUUUCGCCAGAUCUUCCAAGUCUUUGGGGAUGGUAUUUUCGCCACAGAUUCCGAGAGAUGGAGAUACCACAGACUGUUGCUCCACUCUGUUUUCAAGAAUAGAAGCUUCGAGAUGUUUCUAGAGAAAACGAUUCAAAAGAAAGUGGCAAAUGAUUUGAUUCCUGUAUUAGAACAUGUGGUACACCAACAUGUUGAGGUGGAUCUACAAGAUGUGUUCAAUCGCUUCACAUUCGACAACAUUUGCAACAUCAUUUUGGGGUAUGAUCCUCAUUGUCUUGCUAUUGAUCUCCCUCAAGUUAUUGCAUAUGAGAAGGCUUUUAAUGAAGCUGAAGAAUCCAUAUUCUAUAGACAUGUAGUGCCUAAAGGUGUUUGGAAGCUACAAAAAUUGCUUCAAAUUGGUCAAGAGAGAAAGAUGACACAAGCUUGCAAAAUAUUUGACCAAUUCUUAUAUUCAUGCAUAGCAACUAAGCGCAAAGAGUUAAGUAAGUAUACAAAAAUUGAUGAGUCUCAUGAUCAUGUUGACUUGCUCACUUCUUUAAUGAGAGAAGAAGAAGAAGAUCAACUACAUGAUGAUAAAUUCUUAAGAGACUUAGCAUUUAAUCUUUUUGUAGCCGGAAGAGAUACUAUAACUUCAGCUCUUACUUGGUUCUUUUGGCUUGUUGCUACAAACCCAUUAGUAGAAGCUAAGAUUCUUGAUGAAAUCAAAGAAAAUUUUGGGUUCAAUAAUGAUGAUGAAAUGAAGCACAAAGUUUUAGGCAUAGAGGAGGUGAAAAAGCUAGUUUAUCUCCAUGGUGCUUUUUGUGAGUCUUUGAGACUUUUUCCUCCUAUUCCUUUUGAGAGGAAGCAACCAAUCAAAAGUGACAUACUCCCAAGUGGACAUCAUGUGAAUCCAAGUACAAUGAUCUUACUUUCUUUGUUUGCAAUGGGAAGGUUUGAAGAGAUAUGGGGAAAAGAUUGCUUGGAGUUCAAGCCAGAGAGAUGGAUCUCUAAUAAAGGUAGUGUUGUUCAUGUGCCAUCUUAUAAGUUCAUUAGUUUCAAUGCGGGUCCUAGAACUUGUUUGGGAAAGGACAUAUCUUUUAUCCAAUUGAAGAUGGUGGCAGCUUCUAUUUUGUGCAAUUAUCAUAUUCAUGUGGUGGAAGGUCAUCAAGCUAUUCCUAGUCUUUCAAUUGUACUUCUAAUGAAGCAUGGUUUGAAAGUUAGGAUAACUAAAAGACGGUGCAAGUAAUUAGAUGAAUAUAAGUUUUAAUUUGUGAUGUUUAAUUUUAAGAGUUGUAAAAGCUGCUAGAUUGUUACUAUAUAAAUGUGUUAAUUAGAUAAUAA
Arachis stenosperma is the source of this 1673-nucleotide messenger RNA. Its product is annotated as alkane hydroxylase MAH1-like. Bases 34 to 1578 code for a protein of 514 amino acids. Lineage: Eukaryota; Viridiplantae; Streptophyta; Magnoliopsida; Fabales; Fabaceae. The record is from RefSeq and is a predicted model, not a curated record. The transcript has a single exon. Gene Ontology annotation, molecular function: heme binding; monooxygenase activity; iron ion binding.